This is a messenger RNA of Lotus japonicus, 1510 nucleotides long. RefSeq lists its product as uncharacterized. The coding region runs from base 248 to 1312 and encodes 354 amino acids. The record is from RefSeq and is a predicted model, not a curated record. Gene Ontology annotation, molecular function: protein-folding chaperone binding. NCBI's taxonomy places the organism in Eukaryota, Viridiplantae, Streptophyta, Magnoliopsida, Fabales, Fabaceae. Gene Ontology annotation, cellular component: cytosol. The transcript is spliced from 3 exons.
UAAGAAACAUUCGAAGGGAUGUAUCUGUCCAUGUUGUUCAGAUUACUAUAAGAUACGGACAGAAUCCUGUGUGAAACUGAAACCAGCAGCAUCAGCACCAGGAUUUCUGGAACCUUCCCCAGAUAUUCUCAUUCCCAACAAAACAAGAAGCAGAGUAUCUGCUGCAUCUGCAGCAGAAAGAGCCGUCAAACUGAGGAAGCGCAAGAGAGAAGCACAGCCCAAACAGGGGAGGCAGCAACAACCUGCCAUGGGUGUGGACUACUACAAUGUCCUGCAGGUUGAUAAGACUGUAAACGAGGAUGAUCUUAAGAAGGCUUACAGGAAGCUAGCCAUGAAAUGGCACCCUGAUAAGAACCCCACUAACAAGAAAGAAGCUGAAGCCAAAUUCAAACAGAUUUCAGAAGCCUAUGAUGUGUUGAGUAAUUCUGAGAAGAGGGCUGUGUAUGAUCAGUAUGGGGAAGAGGGGUUGAAGGGUCAGGUGCCACCUCCUGAUGCUUCUGGUGGUGAAGGAACCGCUUUCUUUUUCGACUCCGGAGGUAUGUCGUCGUCGUUUCAAUUCAAUAACCGGAAUGCCGAUGACAUUUUUCAGGAGUUUUUUGGGUUCAACCCCUCUGGGGGCAUGGGAAGGGGUGCUGGUGCUGGUGCUGGUGCUAGUGCUGGCGGCGGCGGUGGUGGCAGAGGAAUGAGGCCGAGGGUCCCUAAUGAGAUGUUUCCUGACGACUUAUUUGCAUCUUUUCCGGAAGGAGGAGGACAAGGUGAUGGUCGUCGCAAGGCUCCUCCCAUUGAGAACAUGGUGCCCUGCACUAUGGAGGAGAUAUACAAAGGGACCACAAAGAAGAUGAAGAUCUCUAGGGAAAUUAUUGAGGCCACUGGAAAAGUCUCGCAGAUGGAGGAGAUCUUGACUAUUAAUGUCAAGCCUGGUUGGAAGAAGGGGACGAAGAUCACCUUCGAGGAGAAGGGAAAUGAGCAACCAAACAUGAUACCUGCGGACCUUGUUUUCACCAUCGAUGAAAAGCCGCACAAUGUUUUCACUCGUGAUGGAAAUGAUCUGAUUUUCACUCAGAAAAUAUCUCUUCUAGAAGCUUUAACUGGCUGUACAGUGAACCUCACUACACUGGAUGGUAGAACCCUGACUGUACCAAUCAACAAUGUUGUUCAUCCUGAUUAUGAGGAGGUCCUUCCGAGAGAAGGAAUGCCGCUCCCAAAGGAUCCAACAAAGAGAGGAAACUUGAAAAUAAAGUUCAACAUCAAAUUCCCAAUGCGGAUCACUGCAGAACAGAAGGCAGGAAUGAAGAAACUGCUGGCUCCCUGAAGUAAAUUAAUUGGCACAAUUUGUGUGGCUCAUUUAUAUCAUGAUGUAUACUAGACUCAUAAUCUUGGCAGGAGGCCAAUGCGAUGAAUUUGGUUAUUUUUUAUAGAAUAUUGUAAUUUAAUUCAGGGAUUUAAAUUAUGGUUUGACAUUGAAUUUUUUUGGUUGGUUGGUUAACCAAUGAGAUAGAAUUGAGUACAA